CUCAAAAUGGCGGACAGCUGAGCAAUCCCAAUGUUUCUCUUCUCUAUCUCCUUUCUUCAAAGAAAGGCACCAUCAGUCUCAAUCUUACACUACAUAAGGUGCUUAAAGAACCUAAGGGAAGUAAGGCUGUCAUCGUAUGCCAAGAAGAAGGAAACAGACGUAAAAGAUGUGACACUCUAUUACUACAAUCGCCAGAAAUUUUUCCGUCUGGUUGGCUUUGCUUGUGCCAGCCAGUUUAUCUUUUGGUCAUGGAUGGCAUAUUUCAAUUUAAGCCAAGUAAAAUUGGCCGACCUUGUAAAUCUUAAAAGGAACAGAAGCCAGGAUGAGAUUCUUGAUGUUACUUCAAAGUCAAAAGGUUCAUGGAAAAUUGUAAGAUUUAUGGAGGACAAUCCUGCAUUAUUGGCUGGUAUUGCUGUGGUUAUGGGACUGUUUUUCACCACAUCUGGGUUUCUUUAUAGUUUCAGGAGUAUAAAUCGGCUGGUCCUUCAAGGAAACAAUUUAAGGGUGGUAACACACACCCCUUUGGGAGGUACACGGUCAUUUACAGUGCCAAUUUCUGAUGUGUCCUGUGGAAGUUCCAGAACAGGGACAAAGGCUCAUGUGUCACUGAAGAUAAAAGGGCAUCGUUUCUUUUUCCUUAUGGACAAAGAUGGAGACUUCCUUCAACCUACUCUUUUUGACAGGACUGUUGGAUUGAAGAGAUUCUAAUUGCUGGGUCUUGUUGCCUAUAAGUGUGGACAAAUGGUGAAUUCUAAAUGUACAUUGCACUUUGUUGGUCACUAUUGAGGAAUCAUGUGCUUGUGCUUGUCUGGUUCUGUGAGAUUUCUUGUUAAAGAACUGAACUGUCAUGAAAAUUACAGGAGAUUGCAGCAGAACAGUAGAUCUAAGAAAACUGGUGAAAUGUUCAAUAUCAAUUAAAUUUGUUUUCCAUACUGGGGCAAGGCUAAUAUGAUAUGAAUUUAUUUUCCCACGAGUCACAAAUCAAGAGGGAAUCCUUGAAAAGGUAUAAAGUGGUUAUAUUUAACCUUUGCCAUUAAAAUAAGAAAGAUUUUCAGUUACUCAUCUUGUCAAAGGCUGCUGUAUGCACUAGGAGAUUACUGGCUUCUUCUUAGGAGUGCAAAUUUUUUUUAAACAUGUGCCACUGUUGUGCACAGUCUGACCCUUAAUGUGUUCAUGAUACCAGCAAGCUUUUUGCAGAUAAGGCCAAAUCUAUCUAUCCACAAACCCAUCAUUUUUUCCUGUUACCAUUUUCCUUUCUUUAGAGAAAUGUAUUAUUGGAGGAAUGCCACUUUUCAAGGAAUGUCUUCCUAUUUCAAAAAGACAGUGGUUAGGCCACUUAGCCCGCAGUGAUUACAUAGUCUAACUUAUGUACUUUGAAUAACUAUGUGUAAGUUUAAAAACAAGGGAACAUAAUUUCUAGACUACGGGCACUCUCCCUUCCCAAGCAUAAGCCAUUGCAAAAGUCCAUAGAAAUGGGAAAAAACCCAUUGUGAUCACUCAACUCUUACUGUAAUGCUGGUUAUUCUUGGCUAUGUCUUUGUGUUGUACCAGUAGACUGGGUGAUCAAAAUUUACAUAACCCAUGGUGUUCUGGUGGAUAUUUUCGCAAAAGAGACGAGUGUUUUACAUGCAUUUCAUUUAGUUCUUUUCACUUGGCAAAUGCCAAAAUGGAUACAGAACAGACAAAAGGAACAAAUAAAUAUCCAAAAAUAGGUUUAUUUUCUUAAAAACUA
This is a messenger RNA of Pocillopora damicornis (cauliflower coral), 1732 nucleotides long. RefSeq names its product transmembrane protein 223. The record is from RefSeq and is a predicted model, not a curated record. NCBI's taxonomy places the organism in Eukaryota, Metazoa, Cnidaria, Anthozoa, Scleractinia, Pocilloporidae. Gene Ontology annotation, cellular component: mitochondrion.